GGCUCUGCAUUGGAUCACAGUACACUGGAAUGCUUGGAUCAUUCCUGAAGCAUGGCUUUGUGAAACGAACAUGGAAGGAUACAUUCUCAUACUAAUAGGUUUGCUUGCCUCUCAAGUGGGCACAUUCUCAAAUGCAGAGCAGGAUACCGUGGUGUUAUUCAACAGACAGGUUGAAGAAGGGAAAGUGAUGUGCCUUCAUUUUUGGUACAAGAUGCACGGCGACAGUGUUGGAAGGUUACAAGUCAGGAUCCUGAGAGGCGAGAGGUACACUCAUCUGUGGAGUAAGGAUGGUGACCAAGGAGAUGCUUGGAGGCAAAGCUGGGUCACUGUAAACAACACAGACAAUGGGGACGCACCAUUACUGAUAGAAGCCAUGAACAGCAGGAAUGGCAGUCAGAUUUCUAUCGAGAGCAUCACUGUUGUAUCAGAUCCAUGCCCAGUGCCUGAGAAGCAUAAUUUGUUCGACUGCAAGAAUGGAGAAAGUGUGCCAUUGGCCAAACUCUGUGACUUCAUCAACGACUGUGGAAAUGGACACGAUGAACUCUUGUGUGGUACAUGUAACUUUGAGGAGAACCAGUGUGGCUGGAAUGACUCAAGUUCGAGAAAUUAUCAGUGGCAAAGGGACAGAAAUGGAACUGAUACAGCUGGUACAGGUCCAGAGACUGACCACACGUUGGGGACAAGUCUUGGGUACUAUAUGGCUGCGGAGCUGAGUGGUGAAGUUCACAGCAAUGCUGUAUUAGAAGUUGAACUGAAGGAGUCGGCACCCUCCUGUGAGAUGCACUUUUGGUACCACAUGUGGGGAUCAGGAUUUGAAGGGUCCUUCCAUGGGAGCCUGGCGGUAUCAGUCUUAGGGCAAUCUAACAAAAUCAACAUGUGGGAGAAAGGUCAAGACAUGGGAAAUCAGUGGAAUUACAAAGUGCUCUACCUGGGAAGACAAAAGGGACCAUUUAAAGUGCAGUUAGUUGCUUCACAUAAUAUAGGCUCAAUGGAAGGUGACACUGCUAUAGAUGAUAUUGAAUUGAAACAUUGUGGCCUACCGGAACCUCAGCCAUUCUGCUCCAACACUGAGUUCCGCUGCCAGCGCGAGGCUUGUGUGGGCCUGGACAGACGCUGUGACUUCUCUGAUGACUGUGGGGACCAAACAGACGAGCAGGGUUGUGAGUUGUAUAUGAUGUGUGACUUUCAGGACAGCUGGGGUAUGUGGCAGCAAGAAACCAGUAAAGACACAUUUUCUUGGGAAAGGAAGUCUCCUACUGAGAUUUUUUUUCGGCCCUCAAACACUGGAUCCAACAGAGACCAUACCACAAACCUGAAAACAGGGAAAUAUUUAUACAUAGACACUACAUUUCCCCGGAAGCAGGGGGACACAGCUUGGCUCCUGAGUCCUGCUCUAUAUGCUGAUGAAGAAAAUGCAUGUAAGAUGAGGCUUUUCUAUCACAUGUAUGGGAGCAGCGUAGGAUCUUUGAAAAUAUACACACGCAGGAGCACCAAUGAGUCUCUGACUAAACAGUGGAUGAAAUCUGGUGAAGUUGGGGACUAUUUUGUUAGAAUGGAAGUCGUUCUGCCAGUGGGCAAUCCUUUCCAGGUUAUUCUCGAAGGAGUAGUAGGAGAUGGCCCAAACGGAUUUAUAGUCGUAGAUGACAUCUCAUUCACCCCAGGCUGUCAUGUAUUUGAUGGGACUUCACCAAAUACUACUGCAAUUCCCACCACUCCACCCCAAUGUCCUGAAGGAGAGGUCCCCUGUUCUGACCAGUGCAUUUUUCAGGAUAAAGUCUGUGAUUUCUAUAGCGACUGUGCAGAUAACUCAGACGAAACACAUUGUGGUCCAUGUGAUUUUGAACACUUUGCCUGUGGAUGGAUUGAUACCAGUAAUGGACUUUAUCAGUGGAUGUUAGAAAUGGCAAACAUCAGCAGCAAUCCAGGUGCAGACCACUCCAUAGGAACUCCAUACGGCCAUUUCAUGAGAGUGGAUGGUGGGUCUGGAGGUUUUUUUUCAAAAGCAAAUCUGGAAAGCCCAGUGCUAGGACCUACUGGAUUGGCUUGUCAAAUGAGCUUCUGGUAUCACCUCUACACAUUUUUUGGUGUGCGCUCUACCUCGAUCACAUUGAGUCUGCUUAAUGUAACAAGUGGUACAGCUGAGACUCUGUGGAGCGCACCGAAGAAGCAGAAUUCAGACUGGAUCAAUGUUAGACUUGAUAUUGGAAACAGGCCAAGGGGUUUCAAGUUGUUGUUUUCUGCUUCUGCAUCCUUGAGUGAGCAGGAUAUUGCCCUGGAUGAUAUCCAGUUUGUAGGCUGCUCUGUGAAAGAUCAUCCUCCAGGAACAUCACAUCUUUCCUGCGACUUUGAGGAUGGUUUGUGUGCCUGGUACCAGGACAAGACAGAUCAUUUUGAGUGGCAGAGAGAUAAUGGGGACACUGCAGGAAUCAGUAACCAUGGCCCAGGAUACGACCAUACCACUGGGAACGGGUAUUACAUGUUUAUCGCCACUGAAAGUAGACAAGAGUCUGCAUACAAAGCAAGGCUUGCCAGCUAUCCUCAGACACCUGCGAAAAAAAGAUGCGUGAGCUUCUGGUACCACAUUUAUGGAAGUAAUAUAGGGACUUUAAACUUUAUUACAAAGCAGGAAGGCAAGUCAGAGAAAGUGCGUUGGACUAGAAGUGCAACCCAAGGCAAUAAAUGGAACUUUGCUGAUUUCCAUAUCCCUGAAACCAACACGUUUGUUCAGUUUAUCUUUGAAGCUGUUCCAGGAGGAACACAGGGCAGCAUUGCAAUAGAUGAUGUUGUGAUCACUGAAAGUAUUAAUGGGUCUUGCCCUGCUGAGCGGGAAUGCACAUUUGAAACCUCCAGGUGCAAUCUAAAGGAUGUUGCAGGAGGCAGUUUCAACUGGACAAGAAUAACUCGAGAAAUCUCUACUAACACCUCAAGCCCACUGGAAGACCACACUCUGGGAACUGCCUAUGGUUUCUACUUGAGCACCCAGAUUUGGAAACAGGCAAGCAGAAAUGAGGGAAGAAUAGCAACCCGUUUAUACAAACCAACCCCUUAUAGUGGGGAGUGCUUGCAGUUCUGGUACUAUAUGAAGGGCGAGAAUAUAGGAACCUUUAAUAUUUACCUUCAGAAGCACAGACAGUUGAAAGCACUACUGUGGAACCAGACUGGAAAUCAAGGAGACUUGUGGAGACACGGACGUGUUACUGUGCAGAGUCCUGACAGCCAGUACCAGAUCAUAUUUGAAGGUGUGGCAGGAACUGGUCACGAAGGUGAUAUUGCAAUUGAUGAUCUUCUCUUAUUGAAUGGCCCAUGUCCUCCUGAUGGGUUCUGUGACUUUGAAACUGGCUUAUGUGGGUGGUUGAAUGUUGUUACUGAAGAUGAUAUAGACUGGACCUGGAAUUCAGGCAUAACACCCAGUUCUACACAUGGUCCAUUAGUUGACCACACCACCAACUCUGCAUUAGGACACUAUCUGUUUAUUAAGAAUAACCCGAUGAUUGGAGGCCGUAAAACCGCACAUCUUCUUAGUGAAUACAUGGAACCCUCUGCUACAGCAUGCCUUGUCUUCUGGUACCACAUGGAUAUGAUCUCUUUUGCUGAGGGAACUCUCACAGUGUAUAUUAAAGACUAUGAAGGUCUCAGGGCCAUCUGGAAUGCGAAAGGAAACCAUGGGAAAAUCUGGUUGGAGGCACAAGUAGACUACAAUUCUUCAAGUCAUUAUCAAAUUGUAAUAGAAGGAAAACAUGGACAUGCCAUGGAUGCAGGAAGCACAUCUCUAGAUGACAUCUAUAUUGAAAAGUAUCUGUCAUGCAGUGACAUGGCUUUAACUACAGCAAUACCCACAACUAUGGAACCCACACAGCCAGCCUCUCCACAGGACUGUAGUUUUGAGCAUGGGCUCUGCAAUUGGCAACAAGAAACAAACGACACCUUUGACUGGGAACGUCAAACAGGAAGUGCUGUUAUUUUACCUGAAAAUGGACCACUGUUUGACCACACUGUUGGCAACAUUGAAGGAUUUUACCUUAUAAUCUCAUCACAAGGCACUGCAAAUGAAGCAGUCAUUUCUGGGCCUAUGAUAUCAGAUGCCACUCAACUGUGUCUCAGCUUCUGGUAUUACAUGUUUGGAUCAUCAGUGUCAACUCUAGCUGUCCUUGUGCACACAGAGUCACAUCCUGACUCUGUUGUUUGGACAAGAAGAGGCACACAAAGCGCAUCUUGGAUAAAUGCACGAGUAACCAUCAGAAUGUUAGACAUGCACAAGAUAAAAUUAUCUGGAAAGACGAGUUCAAAAAGCCAUGGGUUCAUUGCUAUUGAUGACAUCUCUGUCAUGGAGGGAGAGUGUGUGUCUCAAGGUACUUGUGGCUUUGAGACUCUCUCAGUCUGUAACUAUGAGCAAGACAUCACAGCUGAUACAGACUGGGUCCACACAAAAGGCUUAGGCUCUGGGCCCCCAGCUGAUCAUACCUACAGCACUGAUAAAGGCUAUUUCAUGGCUGUGUUUGGGGAUGACUUGGUAAAAAGACAAACAGCUCAACUAUUGAGUCCAGAGUAUACUCCAACAAUGGAAUCCUGUGUUCGAUUUUGGUAUUGGCUGGCAGCAGACAGUACCAGCGUCUUCUCAGUGCACAUCAUGCAGAAUAAAGAACUGGGGCUGGAUCUGUGGGCUCUGUCUGGAAACCCUUCUCAGGACUGGGAUGUUGCUCAGAUCACUGUGUCUUCAGCCUUAAAUUUCAGGAUUGUAUUUAAAGCGCAAUUGGACCCUGCCAAGGGCUCUUUUGUGGCUUUGGAUGAUGUCACUGUGGCUGCGGGAGCAUGUCCCUAUACAGGAAGCUGUGAUUUUGAAGCUCAUCAGUGUACAUGGACGAACUCACAGGCUGAUGACUUUGACUGGAUACAAGCAAACGGACACUUCAGCGGCCCAAGUGUUGAUCAUACUACCCAGACCCCAGAGGGCAAGUGUAACCCCAGUAAACCAAGCACUGCUACUCAGCUAAUGUAUUUUGUGCUGCACAUGUUUUUAGUGCUACUGUUAAAUUUAAAGUCAUGA
Acipenser ruthenus (sterlet) is the source of this 5044-nucleotide messenger RNA. RefSeq names its product MAM and LDL-receptor class A domain-containing protein 1-like. Lineage: Eukaryota; Metazoa; Chordata; Actinopteri; Acipenseriformes; Acipenseridae. Gene Ontology annotation, molecular function: protein binding. The transcript is spliced from 30 exons. The coding region runs from base 71 to 5044 and encodes 1657 amino acids. Gene Ontology annotation, cellular component: membrane. The record is from RefSeq and is a predicted model, not a curated record.